This is a messenger RNA of Aegilops tauschii subsp. strangulata, 1264 nucleotides long. The record is from RefSeq and is a predicted model, not a curated record. Lineage: Eukaryota; Viridiplantae; Streptophyta; Magnoliopsida; Poales; Poaceae.
AGAGAGUAGCCCUUGUAGAUUUCUGGAACAGAUUUAUUUUCUGUUAAUGAACUUUACUAUUGGAAUAAGUAACAGAAGAGAAGCAGCAAGCUUUCCUGUACCAUAUGUUGGCUGGUUAUCUGUAUAACUCUACCAGAAGCAAAUAUAGCAGGUAAGCUCAACACUUGAUGCAGAUUAUCUGAAUAUUAAAGAGAAGAUAUGGCAAUCAAUCUUUACUAGUUUAGGGAAGUUUCUACUGGAGGCAAGAUAUCUUCCAAGCAUGAUUUAUUCAAUUAAUUCCAGAAUCAGGAAGCCAUCAUAAAUUUGCUGGGCCUUAUGGUUAGGAGUUGGACGGAUCGAUGUCAUCCACAAUCACCAGGAAACUUCUGAUGUCAUGUUGCAGCAGACUGGCCAGUCAUGCUGUGAGGACGAGCACUCUGUGCUGAAUGCCCUCUUUGCAAGCCUUUUCCACUUCAAGGAAAUUGAUGGGAUUUUGGGCCUUUAGGCUAAUCCUCAAAAAACAACCAGGUUGGGCGAGGUAUUCGAGAAGGACGAAGGAUGCAUGUUUCUGUAGAUGCCUGGCGGGAGUGGCCUCAUCUCAAAUCGAAGCACCAUUGUGUAGAUUAGAAGGGACGAAGGACGAAGGAUGCAGGGUUGCGUAUGGGGGUUUCUCUUGUGUUUCUCAAUUUAAGAUUGGAUCCCCGGAGGAGAUAUACGCACCGACAGAAAGGAGCAACUGGAACUACAAGUACAGAAAACCUCUCACACACCAAGAGAAGAUAGAUAUAUUCGACAAAGGAAGAAGUUGGAUUGCCAAUAUAGUUUCUUUCCAUUCCAGAGAUGGAUUGGUCGGUCUGGAAGAGCCAAUGGCGACCAACCAUAGAGGCCCAAGAAUAUGCUCUUGUGCUUACAGAGGUGCGGAAAGGAUCAGCCGGCCGGUGGAGGUGCUACGGAGCGAGGGAGGGAGACGUCGCUGUUGAUUGUAUCCAUCUAGGGAAGCAUUUAUUAUUUAGUAGUUGCCGACGGGCUUGCUUCAGAUUUCCCGUCGAAUCUGUAGGUGUAGAACUAGGGCUGUAGCCAGAUAUACUGUAGAUAGAUAGAUGCAUGUGUUGUUCAUCGGAAAGGGACGCGGAGUUUCGGCUCCCGAGCUUAUCUGCACCCGUGCUUAGAAAAAAAAUCAAAAUAAAUACUACCUCCACCAAGCUUCCUCUCUAAUCUACUUUCCUUCGUUUUUUCUAAUCUACACAAUGAUGCUUCGAUUUGAGAUAAGGUCUACACGAUUUGA